AUGAAGUUCACUCUUGUCACCUCCGCCCUCUUCCUGGCCACCGCUGCCAUGGCCGCCCCUGACGGUGUUGAUGUCAACUCCAUCGUCUCUGAGGCUGAGGGUAUCGCCUCAACCGCCGUCAACGGCGGUGAAUCCAUCGGCUCCGACGUCGCCGACAAGGCCACCUCCAUCUACGAAGCCGCCAGCACCGGAGGCGCCGCCGCUGUCUCCUCUCUCCGCAGCGACGCCUCAGAGGCCGCCUCCACCCUCACCGGCGAUGCCGCUUCCGCCGUCUCGUCCAUCACCAGCAAGGCUGAUUCCAUUGCCUCCGAGGCCACCAGCAAGGGUGACUCUAUCGCCUCCGAGGCCACUAGCCGCGCUGCCACCUGGGCCUCCGCCCACACCACCCUGACCGACUCUGCCGGCUCUGCCACUGCCACCGAAUCCACCACCCUCACCAGCCAGGUCACCGGCUCUGCUACCGACUCCGCUAGCGCCUCUGCAUCCGGCUCUGCUAGCACCACUGACAACGGCGCCUUCGCUCGCCCUACUGCUGUUGGUGCCGCCGCUGCCGGUAUGGCCGGUGUUCUCGGCAUCAUGGUUGCCCUCUAA
Penicillium olsonii is the source of this 591-nucleotide messenger RNA. The record is from the annotation of a GenBank genome assembly. Lineage: Eukaryota; Fungi; Ascomycota; Eurotiomycetes; Eurotiales; Aspergillaceae.